UGUUGCCAGUAGUAUAUCAGUGCAUCCCCCUUAAGACAGAGUGUCUGCAGUAAACACAGUCUUAUUGGAUGAUAAGCUGCUAAAGGAGAGCCACUGUCCUCUGUCACAGACCCUCAGACCCUCGUCUGGCUUGCUUUCCUCCAUACACUCCUUCACCUGAGGGCAUCCACUGUAGCUCCACCUCACCUCAGGGCUCUACUCAUUUGUAUAAAACACACCCUGCAGCCCCGUCUUCACCUAACACACUCACAAAGUCACCACUCCACCCAAGCAAACAGGCGGACCCUAUUCUUUGAAAAUACACACUGGGUUUCUGCCUCUGGAUUAGCACAAUGCUGAGUCAGGAGUUCUUUCACGGACUGAGGUUGCCAGAUCUGGAGGAUGUUAGUCAGUACAUGAGGAGUGUAUCUAUACCUGUUGUUGUUAGCAUUGGGGCAGCUGCUGCAGCCACAGCCUAUUGCCUGGCAACACGACCCAAGGCCCUCCCUUCAGUCUUUGACCUUCACAUGCAGUCAGUUGAGCUUCCGGGUGGAGAGUUUGUACACAGAUCACUUCUUCAGAAUGGAAACGGUCACUUGACACAUGUAUUCGAGGACGGCAGGACAGUGUACGAGUCCUUUCUCCGAGGGGCCAGAGUCUCCAAUAAUGGUCCUUGUCUGGGUUCCAGGAAACCAAAACAGCCGUAUGAAUGGAUGUCGUAUGGAGAGGUAAUGGAGCGAACAGAGAAUCUGGGUUCAGCAUUUCUUCACAAAGGACACUCCAAGACCACAGACCCCCAUGUUGGCAUCUUCUCUCGGAACAGACCUGAGUGGACCAUCGCUGAGUUGGCAUGUUACACCUAUUCUCUGGUGUCAGUCCCUCUAUAUGACACACUGGGAACAGAAGCCAUCUCCUACAUUAUAGACAAAGCCGCCAUCUCCACUAUCAUAUGUGACGUGGUAGAUAAAGUCAACCUGGUGCUGGACUGUACAGAGGACAGGAAACACACUGUGAAAACUAUCGUCCUGAUGGAUACACAGAGUCCCGACCUGAGCCAAACCUUCCAAACCCUGGUCAACAGGGGGCGACAGGCUGGAAUCCACAUCCUCAGUUUGCAGGAGAUGGAGGCCAUUGGGAAGGCCAACCAUCAACAGCCAGUGCCUCCACAAUCUGAGGACAUGGCAGUCAUCUGCUUCACCAGCGGAACAACAGGAAAUCCAAAGGGAGCCAUGUUGACACAUGGGAAUAUUGUGUCCAACACCUCAGCAUUUAUCAAAAUGACAGAGACUCACUAUUCAUUUAGUACCAGUGAUGUCCAUAUGUCCUUCCUGCCCUUGGCUCAUAUGUUUGAGAGAGUCGCACAGGGAGUGAUGCUCAUUCACGGUGCCAAGAUUGGCUUUUUCCAGGGAGAUAUUCGUCGUCUGACAGAUGACCUGAACACACUGAAACCCACUGUGAUUCCUGUGGUGCCCCGAAUCCUAAACAGAAUGUAUGAUAAGAUUUAUGGGCAGGCCAAUACCCUACUGAAGCGCUGGCUGCUGGGCUUUGCCUACAGGAGGAAAGAGGCAGAGCUAAAGAAAGGCAUCGUAAGGAGGGACAGUAUCUGGGAUCAACUCAUCUUCAGGAAGGUCCAGGCCAGCCUUGGUGGUCGCAUUCGUGUCAUGAUCACUGGAGCUGCUCCCAUCUCUCCAACUGUUCUAACUUUCCUCAGAGCAGCAAUAGGUUGUCAGUUCUAUGAAGGUUAUGGACAAACAGAGUGUACUUCUGGGUGCACGAUGACCACGCCUGGGGACUGGAGUGCAGGUCACGUUGGAGCUCCUCUGCCUUGUAACUCAAUUAAACUGGUGGAUGUGCCUGAGAUGAACUAUUUGGCCAUAAACGGAGAGGGAGAGGUGUGUGUGAAGGGUACUAACGUGUUCCAGGGUUACCUGAAGGACCCAGAGAAGACAGCAGAGACCAUUGAUGCAGAGGGGUGGCUUCACACUGGAGACAUUGGAAAAUGGCUUCCUAAUGGGACACUGAAGAUUGUGGACAGGAAGAAGCACAUCUUUAAGCUGGCACAGGGGGAGUACAUUGCUCCAGAGAAGAUAGAGACCAUCUAUGUGAGGAGUGAUGCAGUGGCACAGGUCUUUGUACAUGGAGACAGCCUGCAGUCAUGUCUGGUAGCUGUGGUGAUCCCUGACCCUGACUUCCUCUCUGACUGGACCAAGAAGACCCUUGGAUUGGAGGGCAGCUACCAGGAGCUAUGUGGCAGACCGGAUGUCAAAGCAGCCAUCUUGAGGAGCAUGCUGCAGUUGGGAAAGGAAGUAGGCCUCAUGUCCUUUGAGCAGGUGAAAGCCAUCUACAUCCACACUGAGAUGUUCUCAAUUGAGAACGGCCUUCUCACCCCGACAUUGAAGGCCAAGAGGAACGAACUGCGACAACACUUCAGAUCCCAGAUAGAGGAGCUGUAUGCUGGGAUCAACAUGUAGAAGGACAGGGGUGAGCAGGACAUGAGGACAGGAGCUCCACCUAAUACUAGGUUUUUUUGAUGAAAACAAGAGGACAAGCUGAAGCACACAGUAAAUGAAAUGAAGAGAGGUCCUCUCAGACAUCAUCCACCUGUUAGGAUCUCUGACAGAGGAACAUUAGGAAACAAUGUUUGUUUUUAAAUGAACUUCAUUCAGAGCAUUUAGAACAAAAUCAAAUACAAAAAGGAAUACAAAACCUCUGAGGAUUUUAUGUUAUAAAAUAAAUGAAGCUAUUUUACUGAAUGUAUUUACAUAGCAAAUUCUGUCAGAAAGCAGUUAUUCUUAUCAUCUGCUAUCAGGGCAUUUUACAUUUAUAGGACAUUAAAGGUAGGGUUGGA
Messenger RNA from Solea solea (common sole), 2827 nucleotides. RefSeq names its product long-chain-fatty-acid--CoA ligase 1-like. The record is from RefSeq and is a predicted model, not a curated record. Lineage: Eukaryota; Metazoa; Chordata; Actinopteri; Pleuronectiformes; Soleidae. The transcript is spliced from 21 exons. Gene Ontology annotation, cellular component: endoplasmic reticulum; membrane. Gene Ontology annotation, molecular function: arachidonate-CoA ligase activity. Bases 333 to 2450 code for a protein of 705 amino acids. Gene Ontology annotation, biological process: long-chain fatty-acyl-CoA biosynthetic process; very long-chain fatty acid metabolic process; long-chain fatty acid metabolic process.